This is a messenger RNA of Stylonychia lemnae, 1680 nucleotides long. The record is from the annotation of a GenBank genome assembly. NCBI's taxonomy places the organism in Eukaryota, Ciliophora, Spirotrichea, Sporadotrichida, Oxytrichidae.
AUGAAAAGACUAAGUGAAGCUAUUAAUUUCAUUGAGAAAGAGAUUAGAUUUGAGAACACAGUCUUCUCAAUCCUAGAUGAAAAUCAGCAGAGAUUUAAAAGGUUUAAGAAUAAAGAUAUAGUGAUAGCAAGUGGCUUUAAUUUUGAACAUGACUUUGUAAUAGGCAGUGGCUUUUAUCUAGAUAAAACUGGAUACAAACCUGAGCAGCAAUAGAUUCAGAACAGAGUAUUUGCUUUCAUUCAAGUUGUAAAAAAUCUUUACAAUGUCAGAGAGUAUCUUUGCAAUAAAUAUCAAUUUACAGAUGGUACACCAUUCACUAACUUAUUAGUGCAAUACUUGAAAUUGAUUUAUAACUCUUAAGAAGCAUAGGAUGCUUAAAAAUUUGCUAUUUAUUUGAUGCAGCAUUUUGACAAGUCAGUUUAUCUAUAAAUGGAUAUAUUUGAAGCUUUGAUUUAGACUAUCAACAAAGAAUAAAAAGUGACAUCUCAGAAUCGACUUUUAGGAGCUCACCUGCCCAAAUUAGAUCCAUGGGAAAUUUGGUUCAAAGAAAAUAACAAUGUGGGAAAUGCAAUUUUUAAGAAACAAAAUUCAGCUAACAAACUACUCAUGCAGCCUAAGAAAUAUCAUUUCAAUGAACUUCUAAAAUUGAUUAAGUAAAAGUUGGAGCUAUCACCUGAGAAUGAUUUAGUUCUAGUGGAAAUGGAUAAGCGAAUGAAUGUAGAGCAUAUAUUUCAAGCUUAGAAGCAUCCCAAAAUAACUCUUAAGCAUAAUUAAAAAUUGCAAGUUUAUGGCUAUGUCAUAAAGACAACUUAAAGCCCUUGUCCUAAUUUUUAACUUGUCAAAGUAGUUGAUCAUAAAGGCAGAGUUUUGAUGGCUCCUCUAAAUGUACCUAGCAUGUAUAAAUAGACUCUUUAUGAAGCAUUCAGAUCUGUCUUCUCAGUGAUUAGAAAAGACCUUGAGAAGCAGGCGUUUAGAGACAUAAAUUUUAAUUAAAAUCUUGGAGAUGAUCAAGCAUUUCAGAUAAGUUUCAACACUUAUGAGAGAGAAUCUUUGUUUAAAUUAAAAAUUGUAAUAAGUGAAUCCAAAGAGCACAUUUAUGAUCACUAUAAUGAUAAGAAUACUAUUCUGAUGGGAUAUAAAUAAAUAUAGAUUGUCUUUACUAAUAAAAAUAUAUCCAGAGAAAUGAGAAAAUAUUAUAAAUACCUGCAUUAACAAAUUAAGAAUAUAAAGUAACUAAAACCACAGAUCAAGUAGGAACCUAAAAAUUUGAAUGACUUAUUAGCUGAAAACUUUUACAAAGAUAAAGAGUAAAUUUGUCAGAAAUGCCAUCUGAAAAAGAUUAUAUCGAGAGUAGAUAUGACUCAUCAUCCCUAAUAUCUUAUCAUUGGGAUAGAGCGAUCAAUAUAAAAAGGUGAAGUCAUUAUAGAUUAUCUUAUUUAACUAAAUAUACCUGGACUAAAAAUUACUGUUGAUGGUGUCCAGUAUGAACUAAUUAGUAUUGUAACAGAAUAAGGUAAAGACAAGAGAUACUUUGUUUAUAACAGGCAUCUAGCUAAAAAUGAAUGGUACUGCUAUAUCGAUACAUUGGUAUAUCCAGUUCUUUAUGAUAAAAUUAACACCCUAAAUUUCACAAGAUACUUAGUUUAUAAGAAAGUAGAAUAAGUUGGGAUAGCAAAAUGA